GGGACUGGCGCAGGCGUGAGAGGAUGUGGGCCAGGAAGAGGCGCGGGGAAGGGAAAGGGGCCUGCGGAGCCGCACGUCCAGACGCCAGGGGGCCAGAUCCGGCCCCUCGGCCGCCGUGCCCGCCUCUCCCUCCGCCCCUGCCGCCGCCCCGCCGGGACCCGUUAGUCGGCGGAGCUGCUGCCAUGGGCCGGACGCGGGCCGGGGAACGCGGGCAGCCCGGCUCCGGCCCCAGCGGCCCUGCAGUCCCCGCCUCGCCGCCCCGCCGCCGCGCGCGCGCCCUGGCGCUGCUCGGAGCCCUGCUGGCCGCCGUGCUCGCCGCCGUCGCCGCCCGGGUCUACACCCACUUCGUCCAGGCCCAGGCGGCCGCGCAGCAGGAAUCUGCGCUGAAGGCCCUGGGCACAGAAGGCCUGUUUCUCUUCUCUUCACUGGACACUGACCAGGAUAUGCGCCUCAGUCCCGAAGAGUUCAAACCCAUCGCAGAGAAGCUGACAGGGUCAACACUCACAGCCAGCUAUGAGGAGGAGGAGCUGCCCCUCAACCCCAGUGAAGAGACCCUCACCAUAGAAGCCCGAUUCCAGCCUCUGCUCCCGGAGACCAUGACGAAGAGCAAAGAUGGGUUCCUAGGGGUCUCCCGCCUCGCCCUAUCUGGCCUCCGCAACUGGACGACUGCAGCUUCACCCAGCGCAGUGUUCGCUGCCCGCCACUUCCGGCCCUUCCUUCCCCCUCAAGGCCAGGAGCUGGGCGAGCCGUGGUGGAUCAUCCCCAGUGAGCUGAGUGUCUUCACCGGGUAUUUGUCUAACAACCGCUUCUACCCGCCACCGCCCAAGGGCAAGGAGGUCAUCAUCCACCGGCUCCUGAGCAUGUUCCACCCUCGGCCCUUCGUGAAGACCCGCUUUGCACCUCAGGGGGCUGUGGCCUGCCUUACCGCUGUCAGCGACUCCUACUACACUGUGAUGUUCCGGAUCCACGCCGAGUUCCAGCUCAGCGAGCCCCCUGACUUCCCCUUCUGGUUCUCCCCGGGCCAGUUCACUGGCCACAUCAUCCUGUCAAAAGAUGCUACCCACAUCCGCGACUUCCGGCUCUUCGUGCCCAAUCACAGGUCUCUGAAUGUGGACAUGGAGUGGCUAUACGGGGCCAGUGAGAGCAGCAGCAUGGAGGUGGACAUCGGCUACAUACCCCAGAUGGAGCUGGAGGCUACAGGACCCUCUGUGCCCUCUGUGAUCCUGGAUGAAGAUGGCAAUAUGAUUGACAGUCGCCUGCCCUCGGGGGAGCCCCUCCAGUUUGUGUUUGAGGAGAUCAGGUGGCAGCAGGAGCUGAGCUGGGAGGAGGCUGCCCGGCGCCUGGAAGUGGCCAUGUAUCCGUUCAAGAAGGUCACCUACCUGCCAUUCAUUGAGGCCUUCGACCGAGCCAAGGCCGAAAACAAGCUGGUGCACUCGAUCCUGCUGUGGGGGGCCCUGGACGACCAGUCCUGCUGAGGUUCGGGGCGGACUCUCCGGGAGACUGUCCUGGAAAGUUCGCCCAUCCUCACCCUUCUCAAUGAGAGCUUCAUCAGCACUUGGUCCCUAGUGAAGGAGCUGGAGGACCUGCAGAGCAACCAGGAGAACCCGUCCCUCCGGCAGCUGGCAGGCCUGCACCUGGAGAAGUACAGCUUCCCCGUGGAGAUGAUGAUCUGCCUGCCCAAUGGCACUGUGGUCCAUCACAUCAACGCCAACUACUUCCUGGACAUCACCUCCAUGAAGCCUGAGGACAUCAAAGACAACAUCUUCAGCUUCUCGUCCACCUUUGAAGACCCGUCCACAGCCACUUACAUGCAGUUCCUAAAGGAGGGACUCCGGCGUGGCCUGCCGCUACUUGAGUCCUAGUAUGUCACCAGGCCACUGGGCUCGGGGCUGGAUGGUCCUCCGCCAUCUCAGACUGGAGCAGCUCCUGAUGCCUCCUCACCCUUAGCUGCCUUGCGGGAUCCAAGGUCAACUGAGGGUGGUCACCCUGCUCUGCCUCAAUGAUUGGAGGCUGACAGAAAGGGCUUGGACUGAUGGAGGAUAAACCGUGAGCUCUGUGGCCUCCAAGUCCUUCCCUACUCAGCUGGCUCUGACUUUAACUCUUUCUAGAAGGAAGCAUUAAGGAAGCAACCAGGGGGCCCAGGGGCCCAGCAGCUCUUCCGUCUACAUAGAGCCAUUCUUGCUAACCAUACCCCAGCUGCACUCCUCUGUCUGGUGCCCCCAACCAGGGUCAAUCGCAGCGGGUGACAGCCUUCUGAGGCCUGUGUGCAGAGCAGCUGCUCAUUGGGCCUUGUGCUGGAUGGGGUGCCCCUGUUUGGGGGCCUGGGAAGUCUUCCAGAAUGUAGGCUUCUGCCAUAAGGAAGAAUGGGCCCUGAGGGCCAGGGCCAAGGUUCUCAAGCCACCUGCCCUAGCAGAGGUCAUAGUAGGACUGUGGGAGCCAGAGCAUCCUGACACCUCCUUCUCCUCAGUCCCUCCCUCCAUGGAAGUACAGCGCGGCCAAAGAACAGCCUGUACCAGAGCCAGCACUGUCCCCGCCACCAGGGGCACCCCAGACCAGCUUGUCCACCACGGGACACCUGCCAACUCUCUUUGGCCACUCUUGGGGCCUUCAUCCAUGUCCUGAGCCACUGACCACAGCCAGUCUCUUUUUUAUACAUGCAGAAAUGCGUUUUUAUGUGAACUUUCUCAAGGUUUGUAGGUAUAUUUUUAUAGCCGCAGUACUGAGGAGAAAGAAGAGAAUAAUGAUUCCCUGAGCAGCAGCCCCAUGAUGGCUGGAUCCGAAAUCCUAGAUGGAUCUAGCUUGAUGCCUUUGCAGUUGCACUUAUGGGAAGCAGUAGUCUCUCUUCCAUCUCCUUCUAGAUUUUUAAAAACAGUUUUCAGAGAAUGAGUGUACCAUACCCCCAGCUCUACCCUGACCACAUAGGCCCAGAAGGUAUCUUUGGGCUUUUCCCGUGAAAGCCUUGAAGUUGGCCUGUCCUUCACAUGCCUGACUCUUCCCCAUCCCUUCACCUUAAACCUGACAGAGGAAGAGGGCAGACUUGUCCCUGCAUCUACUGCAUCCCCCAGCCAUCCUGGGUGUCCCCACGUGCAGUCUGCCUUGGCUAGUUCAUUGAAUACUAAGUAUAACAAUAGCAGGUUCCCAAGAGCCUUCUGUGCCUCGGGCGUUUUGCUAAAAUAACAAGUAGUUUCUCAUUUAAUCCCAACAAACUUGUGAAGUAGGUGACUAUUUCCAUUUUGCAAGUAAAGAAAUGAGUCUUAGGGAGACAAAGUGACCAAGGUCACUCAGAGUGCUAGGGCUGAGAAUCAAACUCAUAUGUAACACCCAGGCCUGUGUCUUGUUUGGGGGUGUUUUAUUUGGCAUCACACCCCCACCUCUCUCCUUGUCUGUUUUCUCUAAGGUGGAAAUCAUGCCUCAUUGCCCUCUGAGCUCCAUACGACCUGAGCCCUUGAGUUCAGUCAUUCUUUGUGCCCUGGGAGAUGGAACUUCCUGUCCCUUACAGGGAAAGAGGCCACCAAAGUCUGUCUCAGUGCCUCUACUAUGGGGCUGGAGCCUCCCAGCCUCCCUGCUCCUGGAGGACUGGCUCCACAUCAGUCAGUCCUGGGCCACAGUAAAGCCCUGACUACUGAGCUUUCUGAAUCUUCAUCUGAUGCCUCUGCCCAUCCCCAGCCAGGGAACAGUCCCCAGCUGCUCUUUGGUCACGUCUCUGCCACUUCCUUCCCCCCAAUUCUUAACAUGUCCUAUAAUAAAAUUGGAGAGACUA
Cavia porcellus (domestic guinea pig) is the source of this 3760-nucleotide messenger RNA. It is a transcript of the gene Selenon, whose product is annotated as selenoprotein N. Gene Ontology annotation, biological process: calcium ion homeostasis; skeletal muscle fiber development. The transcript has 12 exons. Lineage: Eukaryota; Metazoa; Chordata; Mammalia; Rodentia; Caviidae. The record is from RefSeq and is a predicted model, not a curated record. Gene Ontology annotation, cellular component: endoplasmic reticulum membrane. Gene Ontology annotation, molecular function: calcium ion binding.